Molecule: messenger RNA, 4752 nt
Organism: Alternaria atra
Lineage: Eukaryota; Fungi; Ascomycota; Dothideomycetes; Pleosporales; Pleosporaceae
Exons: 5
Coding region: 1-4752 (1583 amino acids)
Source: RefSeq, a predicted model, not a curated record
AUGGUCGACAUGACAAUACGCCUCGAUGGCCUAACCAGCAGCAGUCCUGCCGGACUUGGAAUAUCGCUCCAACGCGAAGAGUCUUCGAUCGUUGGAGCUACGUCCGGAGUCGGAGAUACAUCAAAUAAGAUCCUCGACAUCAUAUAUGAGCAUGCUCUCAACAAGUUCGAUGAUUCAAGAGAGCGUCUCGCUGCAGGAACGGCAAAAUUCUUGUCCGUAAUCGACCGAUUCGUCCUGGCAGGCGAACGCGUUGAAGCAUGUUUGCCGGCCUUUCCCUUCAAGUCGGCCAACAAGGUUUACAAGGUGCUUGGGUCUCUUCCAGAUAAAGCGGAAGAGCUAGCGCUUCAACGCUUAAACUUCAUGUGCGCAAGGAUCAAGGAUGUCUACAAACCUGGAGCAAGAAUCACUAUCAUAUCAGAUGGCAUCACCUACAACGAUUUGCUAUCCAUAUCUGAUCGGGAAACAUGGAGCUAUGGCGAGGCUUUGCGGCAGAUGGCGGCGGAUAAGAAGUUCACGUACAUCGCGUUUUCCCGCUUGAAGGACAUACUUGACUUUCCGGAGCUACCGGAAAAGUUGCGAGAAAUCACUUAUGUGGCUAACUGCACGAACUUCAGACGACUGCUUUUGAACGAAUACGGAAGACCUGACAUCGACAUUGACAAGGAGAUCAGAGACAAUGCAGACACAAAGCUCACUUAUCUCGGCUACCGCAAGUUUCUUGAGUCUGACCUGAAGCACAUUUUCGCGCUAGGAGAGAACCGCGGCAGCAACCAAUAUAAGAGGGACGUCAAGUACCUUGCUAAGCAGAUGCUGUUCAGAGGAUACGCAUAUGCUGGAGCAGUCAAAGCAGCGUUCCCAAACCACCUUAGAUUAUCGAUACACGAAUCCAUUGGCGAUCACAAGAUAUCGAUAAGUUUGUUGGACACGAAGACCGGCUAUACAACACCAUGGCAUUGCAGCGUAGCCUUACUGGCUGACGGAAAUUGGGUAAGCGCACCUGCGGGUGAGUUCCAAAAAGACUCACGACUCGAACUUGUUCACGAGAACGGGCGACCUAGCUACUUCAAAGAGAAGAAUCUGCAUGGAACGGAUAUGCCGUGGAUCAACGAGGCAAAUUCCAGCUACCUGCAGGCUCGAACUCCCUUUCACGGCACACGAAGUGGAUACUCGUCGCCGAGCACAACGUCGAUGGUCAGUGGUGUGUCGACUCCACCCACGUCCUUCGAACACACACCGCCACGUUCCUCACCGAGCAUGAAACUUCCGGAGACGCCUUACAUCAACGGUGCAGGGAUCGAGCCGGCCUAUGGCCGUCGUCUCAUACCUCAGAUCAUGGACCAGCUUGCUACAACUCAUCCUGCACGAACCGUUUUCUCAAUCGCCAAACCUUCGGGCGCAGGUCUGGAUCUCAGAGACAUAUCGGCACACGCCUUCGCAAAAGCCGUAAACAAGACAGCGUGGUGGCUCCAUGAUCAGGUCGGCAAGUCAUUGUCUAUCCGACCAGUCGGUUACAUCGGACCUCACGACCUCCGGCAUGUUCUCAUCACAUAUGCUUGCGUAAAGCUCGGUUAUGCCGCGCUUUAUCUUUCGCCCAAGAACAGCACCGAAGGCGCUCUAGCCGUACUCGAAGCAACCAAGUGCGAUAUAUGGGCCAAGGCAAGCGAGGUUGCCACAGCGCCUCUCGUGAAGGAUGUCUUGCAAAAGCGUCCGAUGAAGUUAUUGGAGUUGCCAUUGCUUGACGAACUCCUGGAUACGGAGGACGUCAAACCAUUUCCGUACACCAAAACGUUCGAUGCAGCUACUACAGAUCCUUUCUGCUACCUCCACACAUCCGGUUCGACGGGCGUACCGAAACCAAUCCCAUGGUCCCACGGGCUGAUUGGGACGAUGGAUGCGAUUCGCCUACUUCCACCUGUCGACGGCGAUGAUGGACUGGUACCCUGGACGUCGAACUGGAAAGAAGGCGACCGGAUCUACUCUUCCUUUCCCAUGUGUCACGGUGCUGGCAUCAUCAUGGAUAUCCUCAUGCCAGCUCUCUUCGGUUUGCACUGUGUAUUGGGACCAGCGAAUGUAAUCCCCAACAUGUCACUUAUCGAAAACCUUGCCGAACACGCCAGAAUAGACAUCUGGAGCAUGGUGCCGUCGCUUGUCGACGAGCUUGGAGACACGCCUGACGUGUUGACCAAGUUUCGGUCUUCCAAGUUCAUUUGCGCAUCUGGUGGCCCAGUCAGCCCAAUCAGCGCUGGCAAAGUGAACGAAGUCAUCAGAGUGCUGAAUCUAACUGGAACGACGGAGGGUCUGUUCAUCGGAAACCUCGUGGUGGAAAGGGAGGACUGGUUCUGGUUCGCCUUCCAUCCCUACUCCGGCUUUGAGUUCAAGGAAGUGGAGCCAGGUAUCUUUGAACAUUGGGUGCACCGCAACGAGCACGCGUCUUUGUUUCAAGGCAUCUUCCACACAUUUCCGGACAAGGAAUCUGUCAACUUCAAGGACCUCUACAAGCGACAUCCUACGAAGCCCAACCUUUGGGCUUUCACAGGCCGCAACGAUGACCUCAUCGUUCUUUCUAGUGGCUACAAGAUUCUGCCUCUGGAGUUUGAAGCGCUUGUCAGUACUCAUCCUGCGAUCGAUGGAUGCCUUGUCGUAGGCAGCAAUAAGCUCCAGGCAGGCCUUCUUAUCGAAUUGAAAGAUCCCGCGGCUAAGACCGACGAACUUAUGGAGAGUAUCUGGGCCAAGAUCGAGACAAGCAUGUCGUCAUCUCGUCAAACUGUCAAGCUGUCCCGCGACUAUGUCUUCUUUGCUCAGCCAGAUAAGCCAUUCACCCGUACAGAUAAAGGUACUGUCAAGCGCAGAGCUACCUUGAUGCUUUACGAUGACUAUAUCGAGCGAUUCUAUAGCGCUCGAAGCAAUGAGACUUCUUUCGUCGUUGACACCAGCUCUGCAUCGACAUUGCAGCAGUCGGUACAGGAAAUUCUCGCUUCAUCACUGCCAGCGAUCCAGACCGCCUCUCCAGACGACGAUUUAUUCGCACUUGGUCUCGAUUCACUAGGUGUAUCGGCAGCCGUCAAUGCUAUCAGAGCAGCGAUCAAAGGCCUAGACAAACUUGCACCUCGCCACCUCUACGCCAACCCCACCUUGGCCAAGUUUACCACUGCUCUUGAACCCUUGGUUGCUGGAGCAAAGAACGCUGGUAGUUCAAAGCUUACCCUCGACAAUAGAGAAGCGAGUUUACAGCGCAUGAUCGCGCAGCGACGAGCGUGGCAGUCUUUCCGAUUGAAUCCUUUCGACUACGUCAAUCCAAACCACUACAUGGGAUUGGUUUUCUACUUCCCUCUCCGAGAGGGCGUCACAUUCGAAGCUGCAUUCGCGAACAUGCAGGCAGGACUCAACCGAACCUUCGAGCUCAUACCAGCUCUCGGUGGCAAGAUGAUCAGAUGCUCAAAGGAUGAGAUUGGGUACACUAACGGCGAUCUCUGCGUUGCCAUACCCCCCUUUGGCCAACCAGCUCGCGACCGGCUGAUUUACAAGAACCUGUCUAAUGUGCUUCCGUCAUUUGGGACACUGCGUGAUGGUGGAUUCGUGCCAUCGGCCUUCAAGGAUGAGCUGGUCUUGCGACAAGACACUUUCCCACAGCUACCUGCGGACAUUUUAGUCGCACAAGCCAACUUCAUCAACGGCGGUUGCAUCCUCGCUGUCGAUAUCAGCCACUGCUGCCUAGAUGGCGUGGGAGCAAUCAUUGCGAUCAAAGCAUGGGCUGAGAAUUGCAAAUACCUACAAGGAGACACAUCGGCCACUUGCUCAUGGUAUGAUGCGGAGAGCUUCAAUCACAGCCUGCCUGAAGUCUUGCACGAACUUGAAGGAUACGCACGUCCGGUAGACGAGAUCGAUCCUGAUGUAUGGGGUCUUCUACCGUUCAUCCCAUCAGACGAUGUCGUUGCGAAGCAUUCUUCACGGCAACCAGGGCCUCUAGGCCGACCACCCCGCUACCCACUGCACCCUACAUGGCCACUGCCUGCUGUGGAGCGGAAAAUGGACACGACCCUAUUCCUGAUCCCACCCGAGAAAGUCGAAUUACUCAAGGUAGAUGUCGCGAACAACCCCGAAGCCAACGGAGCCAUCACAUCCAUCAGCGACAUAGUACAGGCCUUCUUCUGGCGUUCAGCCCUGCGAGCACGCUACGCCGUUGCUAAAGCCAGUGGCCGGGAGUUCAGCCUGGACGAAUACUCUAUUCUUGAGCUUCCAACAGACGGGCGUCCAUACUUCUCGUCUCUGCUACCAGCAACAUACAUGGGCAGUUUGCUCACCCUUAACCGGACGAGCAUGCCAAUAGACGAGCUCUGCGCCCCAACUACCAGUGUCGCCCGGGUAGCGCAGGUAGUGCGCGCUUCUGCUGCACGCAUGACACCAGCACUGAUACAUGACGCGUUCACUCUACUGCAGUCGCUGCCAGACCACAGCAGGUUCUCGACGGCGAACAUGGGUCUUGAUCACAUGCACGCCAUGAUCUCCAAUAUGAUUUUAUUUCAAAUGAGUGAAAUCAGCUUCGGCGAUGCUUACUUUGCCAAUGGGGGUUCGCCUGAGACGAUGCGACCACAGCUGGAGCGAGGGAACGGGCGGUUUCGGUUCUUGGUCGUAUUUCCGUUGAAGGCAGAUGGAGGUAUCGAGUUAGUACUGGGCACAUUCCCUGAAGAGCGGGAGAUGUUUGCGAGGGAUGAGGAGUUUGCUAAUCGGUCUGUGGAAAAUGGAAAAGAGUGA